AUGGGGUUAGACUAUCUGGCUCAAAAGAUGAUUUCAGAUGACCGCUUAUCUCCACCCACUCGGAAUAGAUUCAUGAAAUCCAGGGAACUGAGUAGAAUGAAAGGUUACAUAGCUUGGGUUUUCCAUAUACUGCUUUUGGGGAAUGACCUUUCUCCUGAGAGAUUGAAGAACAGAAUAACCAGUAUGAAUCGUUUUGUAGAGGCCAGUGUAUCCAUCAUGGAAGAUGAAGUGAAGACACAGGUUUCUCUUUUAGCUCCACAGAGGCGCUCAAGUGGAUACGCAAGAAUAGUGACAGAGAGCUAA
Molecule: messenger RNA, 303 nt
Organism: Eruca vesicaria subsp. sativa (arugula)
Lineage: Eukaryota; Viridiplantae; Streptophyta; Magnoliopsida; Brassicales; Brassicaceae
Source: the annotation of a GenBank genome assembly